UCGCGGUUCUUUCCGAUGGAAACACCCAUAUCUAGAUUGGAGCGGAUGAAAACGAUCGAUAGCCCAAAAAAUAAAAUCGAUAGUGACCGAGAAAUUUACCAGCGAAAAUAUCCGAUAGUCAUAUCGCUUAUAUUGCAGUACUAUGAGCACAUUGCCAUGUCCAAGCCAUCUAUACUAAUAAUAGAACCAUUUUAUGGAGGUAGCCACAAACAGUUGAUUGAUACAAUUAUCGAAUGUCUGAACAUCUGUGACUAUGAAAUAUUUAGUCUACCAGCCAAAAAAUGGCAUUGGCGUGCACGUACCGGAGCCCUGUACUUCUCGCAAAUCAUACCAGCAGACCAUGACUACAAAGUGCUCUUCACCAGCUCGGUACUAAACCUUGCCGAGCUGCUGGGGGUGCGGCCGGAUUUGGUUAGCUGUAAGAAGAUUGUAUAUUUCCACGAAAACCAGCUGGUUUACCCAGUGCGUGAGGUGAAGGAGCGUGAUUGUCAAUAUGGUUUGAAUCAAAUACUUACAUGCCUUGCAGCUGAUAAUAUCAUCUUCAACUCGAAUUUCAACCGAACUUCCUUCUUGGAUAGCAUCACACCUUUCCUCAGUAUACAACCCGACUUUAAAAUGAAGCAUAUCCGCGACAAGAUUGAGAAAAAGUGUGAAGUUCUGUACUAUCCUAUUAAGUUCCAUGCCUUCCCCAAUAAACGACUGAUG
This is a messenger RNA of Rhagoletis zephyria (snowberry fruit fly), 705 nucleotides long. RefSeq names its product glycosyltransferase-like domain-containing protein 1-like. Lineage: Eukaryota; Metazoa; Arthropoda; Insecta; Diptera; Tephritidae. The record is from RefSeq and is a predicted model, not a curated record.